AUGGCUGAAACAAACAGAAGUGACACUACUUACUUAAUUCCGGCACCUAUAAUUACUCAGCCAGCAGACUCAGUAAUAAGUCUAGAACAGCUUGGUUGCCAAAAUAUUGUUAUUGGCAACAUCAGUGGUGCCAGCUUACGGACACAUGUGAACAACAUCAUGAAUAAACAGGAACCAGCACAAACUUCACUUAGUGCAGAUCACGUACUUCAUGGAAAAUGUGGGAACAAUUUACCACUCAAGGUCUCAGUCACAAACCAGCUGAGCCAGUCACAGAGUCAUUCUCCGUCACCUCUAAAUGAAUCUUCUGCUUCUGACUUGUUUCAGGGUUUGCAUACUCAUAAAACAUUUAAAGUUAGAAAUGAAACAUGUGUUACUUCAGGCAAAGUUUCAGAUUCCGAAAGUGAUAGAGCCCAGUUAGCUUCAUCAGAUACAGUCAUUUUAAGCUCAGAAUCUGUGAAUGUAUCUGAUAGUUUGCCUAUUUCAUCAUUAUUUAUUUCAAAUGACAAUGAUGCUGAAAAAACCAUGAGAAAAGGUAAGGGACUUUUGCAAAACACAAACAAGCCAUUCAGCUUACUUACAAACAUCUCAGACAGGUCCGUUUCUCUUGAGAGCAUACCAUCAACAGGUUUGUUCCAGCUUGACCAGGAACAUGCUUGCAGUUUUAGCCUGUAUAAAUCAGAUUCUGAGGAGACGUCUGCCUCCAGUAAAGCUGUUUCUGAACAGAUAAUUUCAGCAAUCACUGACAGUUACACUACAAGUGAGAAAGCUGUUUUGGGAAGUAACAGGAUUCCAGAGUCACUUAUGCAUUUAGUGAAACGUUUCCAGCAUGCAAAGUCUCCUCAUCAGCAGAUCUGUUUAUUAACAUCAUUAGUAAAGGAUAGAGGUAACACAUCCACAGCAGAACAAGACAGUAUUGAUCAGGUUCAGUGCUGUAGUCUUCCUGUUAAUAGUCUGGAAGCAAUUGCAGAAGGAAGAAAUAGUGACGCAGAUAUAGAAACACAAUUUAAAGCAGUUUCAGUAAUUAGGAAUCAUGAGAGUGAUCUGUCUAGGUCUGAUACUGUUAUUUUAAAUGUCAGCAAAGACAGCAGUUCAGCUGGUUCAGGCUUAGUGCUUUGCCGUGCUGACACUUUAAUCCUUGCCUGUGAGGAUAAGCAGGUGCAUUCUAAUGAAAAGUCAUCAGAAGGUUUCAGCUUCACUUCAUUCAGCAGUUCUGGUGGUCCUUCCUCUCUAGAGUUGCAGACAGUUGAACCAAUAAUUCAUCAAACUCCAUUAGUUUUGGGUAAUUCAUUAACAAACCAAUCAUCAGGAACUCUACCAGUUUUAGCAUUUCAGAAUGAUAAUGUGAAUAAGUCACUGUAUGUAGUAACUAAUGAAGGCUAUCUGGCUGCUGUGAAGUAUGUUUCUCCAGAUCCAGUGGAUGUUUCACAGCUUGUUCAGCUUGGGCUGUUUAGCAGUGUGGAUGUUAACCCCCUGGUUUUCAAUCCUACUGUUCCUGAAACUCGUUCCAGAAACAUGGAGGUUAAAGAGACUCAGACGGAGCUAGUGUUUGGGACAAAUACAUUGCAGUUUAAAUUUGUAGAUGCUGAACAAGAUAGUAACACAAGUUUAGUCCAUGAGUUGGUCAGUAUGGGAUUAUCAAAUCCCAUACCUGAAAAAUCGCCUUUAAUCCCUUCAGUAAUUGUUAUAACUGGUCAUUCUAAGGAACCAGGCCAACCUCAGGCGGCUGUUAUUUCAAUAGCAGAGCCAACUGGAGAUGGCAAGAUUGCACCCACAAUUCUGGCAGCUGUGAAUCAGUUGACAGAAUGUGGCAGUACUCAACUUCAGACAUCAGAACCGGGGCUCCCAGAUACGUCACCUACAGACAACUGUGAUGUGUUUAAAUGUAUGGAAUGUCAGGAUACAUUUAAAAUAAAACAUGAUUUAGUCAAUCAUGAAAAACUUCACAAGAAAGGAUUUAAAUGUGAUUUGUGCAAUGCCACAUUUACCCGGAUAGGAAAUUUCACCAGACACAGAAAGAUUCACAAGCUUGAAACUGAGAGCCAGAAUGUGUUCAAGUGUAGUGAUUGUGGCAGAGAGUUCCUUCAGCGUUGUGAUCUGAAGCGCCACCUACUGAUCCAUGCCAAACAAGAGCCUCAUCGUUGUGAAAAGUGUGGCAAAGGCUAUAUUCGACGUAGUGACUUGGUAGUUCACAUGAGGUUCCAUAACAAAGAUAAAGCUUUCAAGUGUUCCAUGUGUGAGAAGAAGUUCUUUCAGACAGGUGACCUCAACCGACAUGUUCGGCGUGCUCACACACCAAACUGUCAUCUGACAUGUGGCCACUGUAAUCGCAAGUACGCCUGCGAAUCUACGCUUAUACGCCAUAUGAAAGCUGCACACAAAGACAUUAUUUUACGCACAGCUAAUGCAGUAAGCGAGAACCUCCAAGAACCAAAUUCAAGUGACAAAAACCCCUCAGUAAGUACCAAGGAUGUCCUGUUCACAACCACAAAAAGAUCAGAAAGAAAGCAUUAA
Candidula unifasciata is the source of this 2514-nucleotide messenger RNA. The record is from the annotation of a GenBank genome assembly. Lineage: Eukaryota; Metazoa; Mollusca; Gastropoda; Stylommatophora; Geomitridae.